Molecule: messenger RNA, 2364 nt
Organism: Phyllopteryx taeniolatus (common seadragon)
Lineage: Eukaryota; Metazoa; Chordata; Actinopteri; Syngnathiformes; Syngnathidae
Product: actin filament-associated protein 1-like 2
Exons: 16
Coding region: 138-1889 (583 amino acids)
Biological process (GO): regulation of mitotic cell cycle; positive regulation of interleukin-8 production; positive regulation of epidermal growth factor receptor signaling pathway
Cellular component (GO): cytosol
Molecular function (GO): SH2 domain binding; SH3 domain binding
Source: RefSeq, a predicted model, not a curated record
AGCAAAAACAUCACUGAGGAGACACAAUACAAGUUUUGUCUUUCAUUCGUGUUGUUGUUGUGUUGUUCUUUUUUUAUGACAUUUUGUAUCAUCUUCAGUCAUGAAACUGAUUAGCAUCGUCUGGUGAGAGAGAAAAAAUGGAGAAAGAGAAAGUGUUGUCCAAACUGAUGUGGGAUCUUCAGUCCUUCCUGUCGGUUCUGGACUCUGAGAACCUGAGCUACAUUGCUCAGGCCCAGAAGAAGUCCAUCUCGGAGCUGGUAUCCUCUCUGCAGAGACAAGAACCUCCAGUGGAGGACGCAGAGUAUGUCAUCAUGAACUGUCCUUCAUCAUCGUCGCCUAGCAACCAGGCAGCGGGAGACUCCAACAUCUGGACAAGAGAUGUGGUCCCCACGGUGCCGCGCUGCCCACCAGGGGGCUCUCAAGCUCCUGCUGGUGAUGAUGAUGAGGAUGAAGAUACCUAUGAAGAAGCACAGCCCUACAAAGAUAACAGCACCUGUCACCUGGAGCGAGCUGAGUCAGAGAACAGCUACUACGAGUCGUACGGCGAGGAUGCUGAGGAUGAUGAUGAUGAUAAUGAAGAGCAUGUGAAAGACAGGGCUCACUACAUCCAGUGGAGUUCCUCCCAGCCUUGUCUCAGGCCCCCUCCCGAGUCUCGCUUGUGCGGGUAUCUGUGGAGGAGGAAGUGGUUGGGACAGUGGACCAAGCAGCUCUUCAUCGUUAGGAACCACUCCCUGCUCUGCUACAAGUGUGCGCGGGACCUCCUUCCUCAUCUCCAGCUGAGCCUACGAGGCUGCCAGCUGGUCUACAAGUUGAAGAGCAACCGGAAGAUUCCGCACCAACUCAGGCUCCUGCUGCUUGGGGCCAACACCCUGGUGCUGGGAUACAGCAGCUUCCAGCAGGCCGACGAGUGGCGCCGCGUGAUCGAGGAGCUGAGUGUUGGUGAUGAAGAUCAGAACACGUGUGGGAGCAGCAUCGAACCUCCGCUGUCAUCCCACAGGUCUUGUGCACUCCUGACACCCACCAACCAGCAAGAACCUUCACAUCAACAAUACAAGAACAAAGGUGUGGUGAGCGUGCUGAUGAACUGUCAGUGGCAGAGUCUCCUUUGUCAGGUGGAGGCGGGAGUUCUCAACAUGUUUGCAAAGGAUGAGGACGAGGAAGAGACCCGACGGACACGGGCUCACUCUCCUCAAUACACAAUGCAGCUGCGAGACUGCGAGGUGAAAGCGGCGGCCGACGGCAAAUACCCACACAGGAUCGCCCUGAGCGUACUCGGUGAGCAGCUGGCCGUACUGGAGGUGAGCUCGGCAGACGAGAAGCGGCAAUGGACGCGCCUCCUGAAGGACGCGGCGGCCGGUUACCAUGAUGACAAGACGCAGCAGCACACACACUUAAGCAGACACACCCUGAACACGUACAUGGACCAGCCCUUCCACGCCAGCCCACAGCCACAACCGGUCUACUCCAACUCCCCCAUGCUAGAGCACAUGCUUCACAACUCUCAGGAUGCUGCUGUGAUCUACACCAACAGCGCCUUCAGCAGCCACAGUUUGACUUUGCAGGGGUUUGCAUUAGCAAAAAACAGAAAGUGGUCUGAAGUGGCGCCACGUGGCAUUCAGAAGUUGGAUCUAACUGGCAGAAAAGGUGUCGCCAUGAGGGCAGGUUCUGAGGCUAACCUGGUGUCGGCGACCAAUCAGAACAAACGCUCGUCCUUCAGACAGUCGCUCGCCAUGUGCAGCGAGCGGGCGCAGGCCAGUCUCCUGAACCCUCUCCUGCGUCGUACGGCAUCCGUGAAGACCUCGCUGAGUAGAACUCCAUCUGCGCUCUUUAUCGAACACGGGAAGGUUUUCCAGAGGAGGAAGGAAUGGGAGACCAAAGCUGCUCCCUGAUACCAUGCAAGUGAUCACGUGACUACAGGACUAUUUGACCAUGUGGCCAUAUGACCAUGUGCUCGGUUGGCCAUAUGACCAUGUGACCAUGUCACAACAUGACUGUGUCCACGUGACCAUGGGUACACGGAACUGGGUAACAUGGCCAUGUGGCUUUCUCUUAUGAAUAUUUAAUUGAUAUUAUCUUUAGAUACCACUUUUGGGCACCCACCAGUUGAGAAUCACAGUUUCAGAUCACAUGACUGUGACACGUACACUCUAUAAAACUGUUUGAUACACAAAGUAACACAAAUUAUGUUUAUUUAUUUAUACUUUUAGGCUUAGGUACUUUCACACUAGUUUAAGACUUGAAUGGGUUGACACGCAUGAGACAUUUGUCACGAUCAGUAUGUGUGUGCGUGCACUUCAACCUAAAAGCACCUAUCAUUACUUUUUAUCAAUAAAGUUGUUUUUAUCUAAAUGUCUUAAAGUAAGA